Molecule: messenger RNA, 2163 nt
Organism: Colletotrichum destructivum
Lineage: Eukaryota; Fungi; Ascomycota; Sordariomycetes; Glomerellales; Glomerellaceae
Exons: 3
Coding region: 1-2163 (720 amino acids)
Source: RefSeq, a predicted model, not a curated record
AUGAGUCUCAAGAAACCUACCAUGCCACCGCGUGUGUCUCUCGGUGUCGAGCUCGAGUUCUUCGUCGCCUUCGUCCUGGAAGGAGAACCCGACCCUGAUGCGGACAUCAAAGACGAACUGCAGCCGCUGAUUACCGUUCCAGUGAACUGGGAAGAAACUGAGGCGUUCAGCAAGGGCAGCGUUUUGGAGAGGAAAUACGAGCCGAGGAUGGGGUACAUCCACGAUUGCAUCGAACGUGCUCUGGCCGACUCAGGGCUGCCUGUGAAGGGUGGCAGAGGGAAGUAUGGUAAGCCCGGUUCAGCCCAAGCCAUCCAUGGUGAAGAUAUCAUGUCAGCAUUCCGGGUUGUGGACGAUGUCUCUCUCCACUCGGAUCACGUCGACGGAUACCGCUGGCAGCGGGUCGAGUUGAACUCCCCAGCCAUGUACGACAUGAAACUGUCCUACGACAUGAUUCGACUCGCUAGGAUCGAUGCAAGGACUUUGCGGCAGUUCGCCGCGCUGUUGUGGGCAGCUGACCCCGUCAUCAGUAGACUUCACGCCCCUUGGCGUUCUGCUGCCGCAUACAGCCAAUCCGCUCGAGUGAAUGAGAUCAACGAUCUCGGGAAGGGCCAUGGCCCCGCACACGUCAUGGUUGACAAGCUCACUGUGCAGGGUGGCAAUACCGGCGCCGAAGACGGACACAGGCAGAUAUACAUGAAACAGACGGCCGACAUGGCUCCAGCAGAGUUCAAAAAGGCCAAAGUUCUUGGGAGAGAUCGUCGUCUUGGUGAGCUAAUGGAAGUAGACGUGAGCUCGGAAGCCAUGUCGCGCGAGAUGGGCUUGGAUGAGGAAGAUGACAUCGCGCUGCUUCAGACAGAGCCAUGGCAGCAUCAACAAGACGUACCUGAAGCCAAAGAAACCAAGCGUAGCACCGGGGAUAAUGACGAACAAAUCGGAUCUCCCCAGUUCACUUACCAAGCCCCAGUGCCGAUGCCGAGGAACUAUGGCAAGCCCACCUCCGGCACCUUGGCCCCUCCCCGGCCCCGCCCUCCACCAAUCGCACGCCGCUACCCCCGCGUUCCCGGCACGAUGCGAAAGGACAUUCGUGAGGACACGAGCUUUUGGGACGCACAUCGUAUGAUUUGCGGAGGGGCUGUCGAAGUGCCCAGCGACAGGUUUCCGCCGGCCCGGUGGGAUGUGAUGUCUGGCGUUCGAGACCUCCUCGGAGCCGACCUUACAGUCGCCCAGAUCGGAGAGCUCAUGAAGCACCCGUGGUGUCCUAAGAACAUCAACUACAAGUUCGAUGCGUAUAGUCUCCGCAACGUCAAUGCCCAAGGACCGAGGAGAGAGGACGGCACAUUCGAAGACAACACAGACUGGCGCUCGAACCCAAUGAACACUAUCGAGUUUCGCGAGGCGGCGGGCUCCCUCGACAUGGAGUGGAUCGCGACGUGGGCGCGGAUCUGCUGCCGGCUGCUCGAGUGGAGCCGGGACGCGGCGUCGGCCGAGUUCAUGUGUGUGAUUCGGCUGCUGGCGUGGGCCCAGGAGGAAGAGGGCGCAGAGUACGAUGUUGUCGACUUUUUGAUCGACCUGGGGCUCUUGAAGGAGGCGCGAUUCUGCGAAGCGAGACUUCAGAAGGGGGGAACAGCGUGGUGGGAGUGUCUGAACCUCGGCAUGCCCGGGAAUGCAAACAGAGACAUAUCCACGUGGGCAGAGAACGAGGGCGAAGACGAAGUGCCGUGGUCCCGCAGUGAUGGCAACGCGAGUGCGUACCCGGGGGUUGGCGGUGACUCGUUCGAGGAGGCCAGAUUCUACGGGAUUGCUGGGGGUGGUUGGGGGAACGAGGGUGAGUAUCAGGGUGCUGAGGGAUGGGAUGAAGACGAAGAAAAGGAGUUGGAGCCGCCCUAUGACGUGGAAAAGCUGCAGGGGCUUGGUGAGCCGGGCUGCCAUCUUUUUGAGCUGGAUGCUCUGGAGACUCAGAUCACCCAACCUGAUGGCGUCACUCCCAGCGGGGCUGUUGUGGGCGGCGGUGGUGCGGAGCAAGGUCUUGUCAAGGGGCGGGAUGCUGAAUCGGAGCCAGAAUCGGAGUCGGAGUCGGAGUAUGUCCGGGUCGAGAAGGGGUAUCCCAAGAAAAACGUCGUGAACGAGGAGGACGGGUUUGAGAUUGUGGAAUCCGAGGAGUGA